Messenger RNA from Mizuhopecten yessoensis (Yesso scallop), 404 nucleotides. RefSeq names its product EF-hand calcium-binding domain-containing protein 7-like. NCBI's taxonomy places the organism in Eukaryota, Metazoa, Mollusca, Bivalvia, Pectinida, Pectinidae. The transcript is spliced from 3 exons. The record is from RefSeq and is a predicted model, not a curated record. Gene Ontology annotation, molecular function: calcium ion binding. The annotation marks the transcript as partial.
AUUUGAAUUUUGCUGCAUCUAAGUCACAAACAACAGCCAUGUCUCGCCGUUCGAGUCGAUCGUCCAUAUCCGAUGGUGAACUCAUCUUAGACUGUAAGGCAGCGUAUAGGGAGGUCUUAGACGACAUCAGGAAAGACAUCACAAGCAAGUCUGUUCUCCUUCAAGCAUUACAAGAAACGGGCAGAAAUCCAACUGAACGCGUGUUAAAGAAAUACUGGCGCUCUGAUACUGAGGGCCUGUCAUUUGACGAUUUCGUCGAUAUCUGUCGUAAGGAGCCUGUCACAAGUGAAGAAGAAAUUAUGAAAGCCUUUCGUAAGAUUGACACUAAUGGAGAUGGUUUCCUGUCCUUGGAGGAACUCUUCAAAAUUAUGACCUCCGUAAGAAACAAAAUAUGCAGAAAUAGG